UUCACAGUUGAGCACUGGCGGCUGAAAUAGCAACAGUGCCAUCUUCAGAAGACAACGAGGAGUUCAGGAUCAGGAUCAGGAGUUGAGAACCAGGAGCAACCAUGGCAUUGGAAACGGUGCAGGAGACGCUGCAACAGUCGUCGUCGUCGUCGACUGUUUUGGGAUUCAGUCCCAUGUUGACCACCUUGGUGGGCACCCUGGUGGCCAUGGCCUUGUACGAGUACUGGCGCAGGAAUAGCCGGGAGUACCGGAUGGUGGCCAACAUCCCAUCGCCGCCGGAGUUGCCCAUUUUGGGACAGGCUCACGUGGCCGCCGGUCUGAGCAAUGCCGAAAUCCUGGCCGUCGGCUUGGGUUACCUCAACAAGUAUGGCGAGACGAUGAAGGCCUGGCUGGGCAAUGUCCUGCUCGUCUUCCUCACCAAUCCCAGCGACAUCGAGCUCAUCCUCAGUGGCCACCAGCACUUGACCAAGGCGGAGGAGUAUCGCUACUUCAAGCCCUGGUUCGGCAAUGGUCUGCUGAUCAGCAAUGGACACCACUGGCGCCACCAUCGCAAGAUGAUCGCACCCACCUUCCACCAGAGCAUCCUGAAGAGCUUCGUGCCCACCUUCGUCGAUCACUCCAAGUCGGUGGUGGCCAGGAUGGGACUGGAGCAGGGCAAGUCCUUCGACGUCCACGACUACAUGUCGCAGACCACCGUCGACAUCCUUCUGUCCACCGCCAUGGGGGUGAAGAAGCUGCCGGAGGGCAACAAGAGUUUCGAGUAUGCCCAGGCCGUCGUCGACAUGUGCGACAUUAUCCACAAGCGACAGGUCAAACUGCUGUACCGCCUGGAUUCCAUCUACAAGUUCACCAAGCUCCGUGAGAAGGGCGACCGCAUGAUGAACAUCAUUUUGGGCAUGACCAGCAAGGUGGUGAAGGAUCGCAAGGAGAACUUCCAGGAGGAGUCGCGUGCGAUUGUGGAGGAGAUCUCCACCCCGGUAUCCAGUUCUCCGGCCUCGAAAAAGGAGGGUCUUCGCGACGAUCUGGAUGACAUCGAUGAGAACGAUGUGGGCGCCAAGAGGCGGUUGGCUCUGCUCGAUGCCAUGGUCGAGAUGGCCAAGAACCCGGACAUCGAAUGGAACGAGAAGGACAUUAUGGAUGAGGUGAACACGAUUAUGUUCGAGGGCCACGACACCACAUCGGCCGGCUCCAGCUUCGCCCUCUGCAUGAUGGGCAUCCACAAGGACAUUCAGGCCAAGGUCUUUGCCGAGCAGAAGGCCAUUUUCGGUGACAACAUGCUGCGCGACUGCACCUUCGCCGACACCAUGGAGAUGAAGUAUCUGGAACGUGUGAUCCUGGAGACCUUGAGGUUGUACCCUCCAGUACCGCUGAUCGCCAGGCGUCUGGACUACGAUCUGAAGUUGGCCAGUGGACCGUACACGGUGCCCAAGGGCACCACGGUCAUCGUGCUGCAGUACUGCGUCCACCGUCGUCCCGACAUCUACCCCAACCCGACCAAGUUCGAUCCGGACAACUUCCUGCCCGAGCGGAUGGCCAACAGGCAUUACUACUCCUUCAUUCCGUUCAGCGCCGGACCGAGGAGCUGUGUGGGUCGCAAGUACGCCAUGCUGAAGCUGAAGGUCCUGCUGUCCACCAUCGUGAGGAACUACAUCGUCCACUCCACGGACACGGAGGCGGACUUCAAGCUGCAGGCUGACAUCAUCCUGAAGCUGGAGAACGGCUUCAACGUUUCGCUGGAGAAGCGGCAGUACGCCACGGUGGCCUAGGAACCUAGGAACCUAGGAACAAAAUCCGUAUCCGUAUCCGCAUCCGACAUCCCCUGUAUAUAGAUAUAUAUGAACCCUGAGAUCCUGCGAACCCAAUACCAUGAGACGACGAACUGAGAUAUACCGAAACACCGAUGAAGAAGACCCCAACAACACACAAGUUAGCCAGAGAGUCAACCAAUUUUUCUUUUUCUUUCCUUAUAAUUAAUACCCUACCCUUUUUUAUUGUUGGUCUUUAGCGGGUGGUGCCCCUAUAUACGUAUAUAUAUAUACUCUUUAACCAAUUAUUCAACGCAACUGUUUGUGCUCUUCACGUUUUUCCUGUCUACACUUUUUUUUCUUAGCCAUGUAGUGUGAUUUUUUUUUUCUUCUAUUCUAGUAUUUAUUAAGUCACAUGGUUUGAAUGAAACCCAAAAAAUAUGAAAAAUAUAUGUACAACAUAGCAAGCAGACAAUGGAGCUGCAAAAAAUGUUUUAAUUGCA
Drosophila rhopaloa is the source of this 2248-nucleotide messenger RNA. It is a transcript of the gene Cyp4g1, whose product is annotated as cytochrome P450 4g1. NCBI's taxonomy places the organism in Eukaryota, Metazoa, Arthropoda, Insecta, Diptera, Drosophilidae. Gene Ontology annotation, molecular function: monooxygenase activity; oxidoreductase activity, acting on paired donors, with incorporation or reduction of molecular oxygen; heme binding. The record is from RefSeq and is a predicted model, not a curated record. The transcript has a single exon. Bases 102 to 1766 code for a protein of 554 amino acids.